Messenger RNA from Stegastes partitus (bicolor damselfish), 8524 nucleotides. It is a transcript of the gene zmym2, whose product is annotated as zinc finger, MYM-type 2. The transcript is spliced from 25 exons. The record is from RefSeq and is a predicted model, not a curated record. Bases 89 to 4273 code for a protein of 1394 amino acids. Gene Ontology annotation, molecular function: zinc ion binding. Lineage: Eukaryota; Metazoa; Chordata; Actinopteri; Pomacentridae.
UUGUGCGCAGGCGCUCCCCGGGAUUAAUGUCAAGGCACAAAAGUGGCGCUACACCGUUUCCAGCUCUACUCCGGUGGUUGCCUUAGUGAUGGAUGGGGAGUCGGAACCAAACCCUGUCGUGGCAGAAGAGGCAGGGGAGCGGGUGGAGCCCAUGGAUGCCACUCCCUCCCCCGAGCAUCCGACCACGCCCCCCUCCGAGGAGUCUGGGGAGGCAGUUUCCAUGGCAACAGAAGAUGUAACCACAAAAGAGGAUGGCACAGAGGACAAUGAUGACGAUGUGGUUCUUGUAGGGGAGGAAGCUCCCCAGCCUUCUGCCACAACCUUCUCCCAGGACACGCCCAGCACAGACUGCCUAGAGCCGGCUGCUGCCGUGGCAACUGUAGACAUGUCCACGGCAGUGAUGCCUUCCAAGACACCCAGUUCUCCUGCGUCUUCCAACGCAUCUACGGUGGUGGCACCACCGAAACCUCCAACCACGGUGGUGGAGCCUAUUGUCAUUGAUGAUGAGGAGGACUCUGAGCAGAAAGACACUUCUUCCUCCUCACCAGUGCCCCCUGGAGGCUCAUCUGCAUCACACUCACCAGGUGCACUCAGCAGCACUGAGCCAGAUUCAGAGAUAAGGAUCGCCAGUGUCACCACACUGGGCUCUAGUAGCCAGAAAGGAAGCUCUGCCAUUUCUGAAGCUAAUUCUCCACCACAUCCAGUGGACAUUCAGACAGACAUGAACCUGAUGAUAACCUCAGUGACGUCACUGCAGGGCGGAGCAGCGGACGUCACAGUGGCAGGUGAAGACCAGGCAGAGGAAAAUGGUUUGCAGAUCAGCAAUGCAUUCAGCCUGAAUCCCGACACCCCAUCUGGUCGACCAACCGCCUCCUUCAACCCUGGGCGGGGCUCCGGCCCCCUGGGCCAGCUGGUACAGAAUGGAGACACAGGGACACACAACAGAGCAGAUUCAUGGAUCUCUCAGUCAGCUUCAGUCCCUCGCAACCAAAAACAGACAGGGGUGGACUCCCCGUCGACCGCCACCUCGUUGCCCAAACCUCCAGGCCAGUCUUCCACCUCUACUUCUUCCUCAGGCUCUCAGCCCCAGCCCAGGACAGUCAAGGUGACCUGUGCAAACUGUAAAAAGCCUCUGAAGAAAGGCCAAACGGCCUACCAGCGUAAAGGCUCCACACACCUGUUCUGCUCGACCACCUGUCUCUCUGCCUUCUCACACAAACCCGCCCCCAAGAAGAGCUGCACCAUGUGCAAAAAGGACAUCACAAACAUGAAGGGCACCAUCGUGGCGCAGGUCGACUCAAGCGAGUCUUUCCAGGAGUUCUGCAGCACCGGCUGCUUAGGUGCAUAUGAGAACAAGCAAAAUCCUCCCAAAUCAGGCCUCAAAACCAAAUGCACUGUCUGCGGCAAGCUCACGGAGAUCCGGCAUGAGGUUAGCUUUAAGACUGUGACCCAUAAGAUCUGCAGCGACGCAUGUUUCAACGUCUACCGCAGGGCCAAUGGGCUCAUCAUGAACUGCUGCGAGCAAUGUGGUGACUACCUGCCCAGCCGGGCAUCAGCCAACCACUUCCUGUUGGUUGAUGGUCAACAGAAACGCUUCUGCUGCCAGAACUGCAUCAAGGAGUACAAGCAGGCCCACAGUAAACUUGCAAGUUGUCUGACUUGCAAAACACUGAUAAAGACUGGCGAGGUCCUCCACAGCCUCGGAGCAGGCGGCACCAUGGGCUCCUACUGCUCUGUCAACUGUAUGAACAAGGGCAAGUUGGCGUCAACGUCCUUCCUCAACACAGAGCCCACGUGUCACUUCUGUAAGAGGAAUUCAUUACCGCAGUACCAGGCCACGCUGCCAGAGGGAAACAUCCUCAACUUCUGCAGCUCACAGUGUGUUACCAAGUUCCAGAAUGCUACUCUUCAAACAGCCACCAAUGGACAGACACCCCUCUCUACUACCAACAACACGGUCCAGCUGAAAUGUAACUACUGUCGAGGAGCGUUCAGCUUAAAACCUGAAAUUCUGGAGUGGGAGGAUAAGGUCUAUCAGUUCUGUAGUAAGACGUGCUGUGAGGACUACAAGAAGCUCCACUGUAUAGUGACUUUUUGUGAGUACUGCCAAGAGGAGAAGACGCUACAUGAGAUGGUCAAGUUUUCUGGGGUCAAGAGACCAUUCUGCAGUGAAGGCUGUAAGCUUUUAUUUAAGCAGGAUUUUAUCAAGCGACUGGGUCUGAAGUGUGUUAGCUGUAAUCACUGCAACCAGCUCUGUAAGAGAGGUGUGACCCGGCAGCUUGGCGGCAUGACCCGGGACUUCUGCAGCGAGACAUGUGCCAAGAAGUUCAACGACUGGUACUACAAGGCGGCGAGGUGCGACUGCUGUAAGGUGCAGGGUAACCUGACGGAGUCUGUGAUGUGGAGAGCAGAGAUGAAGCAUUUCUGUGACCAGGAGUGUCUGUUGAAGUUCUACUGCCAGCAGAACGAGCCCAUCAUGGUGACACAGAAAGGCCCAGAGAACUCCAGCCUGGGGCUUGAUGUGCAAGGGGCCAAACUUGGGCUGGUGAACCAGAGUACUACAGCGUACACUAGUGGAGGUUUAGUGAGAGAUGUCAAGAACAAGGCAGUGCUCUGCAAACCGCUCACCCUCACCAAGGCUACCUACUGCAAACCACACAUGCAGAGCAAACUUUUACAGACAGAUGUAGAUGAUGGCGUGAAGAGGGAAUAUAUUCCUGUACCUAUACCUGUACCCGUCUUCAUCCCCAUGCCCAUGAAUAUGUAUUCCCAGUUAACUCCCAGUCCAGUCUCUCUGCCUGUACCGGUUCCUGUGCCUGUGUUCCUGCCCACCACCCUGCAGGGGGCAGAACAGAUUGUCCAGACCAUCAGCGAACUGAAAAACAAGGUUCUUCCCUCUGAUCCAGCGGAGGCCGACCUGCUCUCCACGGCUGAGGUGGUCACAGAGGAGCAGAAGCCAGAUGUGAAGCCGGUGAAGGUGAAGAGGGAGCACAAAGCAGAGGAGUCCUCCAGCAGCAGCGCCGAAGAAGAGGAGGAGGAGGAUAAGUACGAGCCCGACCUGGACCUCGAAAUGGACUUCCCUCAAGCCUCAGACCCUGUUCCAGUCCUGGAGGGGAUGGACGAGGACAUGAGCUUCUCUCUACCUCCAGUCCUGUCUGAGGAAAAGGAGGAAAAGGAGGAGUCAGAGGAGUUGGCACCUCGACCUCAGCCAAGGAAACGAGGGAACAAGAGGCAGGCGGUAGAGCAGAGCACAGAUUUAGCCUCAUCCUCCUCUUCCAAUUCAGCGAGCAAACUCUCAGAAGGACGAUCACUGCCUCUUAAAGCUCGCUACGGCAUCAAUGCCUGGAAACGCUGGGCGCUGUCUCCUACUGACGAAUCAGAUGACACCAAAGUGAAGGACGACUCCAAACCCGCCCGGCCUAAAAGUAACCUGCUGUCGCUGAGUUCAAAGGAGCUGAACAUAGCUCUGUCCCGGUUUGUCCAGGAGGUAUGCAGGCCAAGUGGGGAACGCUACACUCCAGACAGCAUCCUCUACCUCUGUCUGGGCAUCCAGCAGCAUCUUCAUGCCAAUGGCCGGAAGGAUGACCUGUUCAGUGACCCGUGCUACCACCAGUUUGGAGAGGAGCUUAACAAGGUCUUGAAAGACUGGCAGCCCAGCGUGCUUCCUGAUGGCUCUCUGUGGGGUCGAGUGGAGGAGCAGAGCCUGUGGAGCAGCCGGCAUCUCGGGGAGCAGGGUCCCUCGGCUCUGCUGCGCUCUCUUGUUUACCUGAACACCAAAUACUUCGGCCUGCGCACCGUGGAGCAGCACCUCCGCCUCUCCUUCGCUAACGUCUAUGACGCUGACACCGUCCAUCCUGUUACCAAGGAGACCACCGUCUGCAUCCGCGUGCCUUCUAUCUCUCAGGAUCACCAUGUGCAAACACAGUCUCGGAAGAGAAAACGUAAGUCGGAAGAAGGCGAUCAGGACGACGGCGACUCAGGAGGCUCCGCUGUACGCUGCCCGGUUAAGAAGCACGAGUGUCGCCUCUACGAGCUCUACAGAUCUAAGUGUCCGCCGUCAUUGCGGGAGCGCCUAGAUAUCUUCUACGUUCAGCCAGAUCCAGACUGCGGUCCCGACGACCCGCUGUGGUUCAGCUCCACGCCGCUGGAGCGACGGAUCCUGGAGAGCCUCCUCACCAGAAUCCUCCUGGUCAGGGAUAUUUACACAGAUAAACAGCAGCUAGAGGAAGAAGAGGAGGAAGAGGACAGGGGUGAAGCAGCUGGGGGAGAGUAGCAGUCGCUCAGAUUUCUGUUAGUAGAGCCUGAUCAGUCUGAAGAGGAGGAUGCGUAGGGUAUCUAGUAGUAUGUGUCCUCUUCACCUGUCUUACCGUCUAGUCCUCCUUACCCUCCUCACUGACUGACUGUUUCCUCCUGGCGAGGAACAUCCACAACGGAAAAAGUAGAGGAUGAUGAAAGUGGUGGUGAAGGGCAGCCCAAACAUAUACUUCGGCCUCAAAAAGGAAGCUAGUUGGGCAAAAAUGUUGAUUUCAUAAACCAGAGGAGGAGCACAGGCACAGAUCUGAUCAAUGCGAAGAAGAGAUUAAGGAAGUGGAGCUGUAAUUUGUUCUUACAGUCAAACAACUAAAUAUGGUAGAAGACAGCCUAUUAAUGGUUAUUAUGUUCUAAAAAGCCAGAAUUUGCUGUUGUGCAUCACCUACGAUUCUGAGGUGCAGCCUGUUUAUAGUGCUCAGACAUGCAGCUUAAAAAUAUUUAUACUUCUAACAACACAGAAUCAUGCUUCAACUUAUCAGCGGCCUCAACGAGGUACCAAAUGACACUGAGGUGAAGGGAAAAGAUGUCAAGGAGUUACUUUCUCUUGUUUCUCAGCUUCAUGACCUCCUCGCCAUCGCUCUGCCGGUGGAAAUGAUGAAGUGGGGUGUUUGGGAUCAACAGAGUAACUUCAUUUUUUACAAAAAAAAGCAAGAGGCAAAGGGAGAAGACAGAGUGUGAGUGAAACCAGAAGAGUAGGAAGAGGUACUGCAAAGCUGAUUAUGUGCUGUGCUGAGAAGAAAGUCCCAGCUGGUAGGUUGAAAUUCCAUCUUCAGUGCAGUCUGGAGUUCAGCUUGUAAAAAACACGGCCGGUGAAAGGGAUUUUGUUCCUAAUUUGCCUGCUGUUUUCUGACCACAACCAUCAGUGAUGCACUUUAGUCAAGUACUUUACUUGAAGGUCUCAUAUUGUGCCCCUUUUUCAGCAAGUACAUGAAAGUCUCACAUGUCCCUAGAAUGUUUCUUUCAGCUCAAAGUACUGCAAAAAUGGUUAUUUUUUGUUUGGUUGUCUGUAGCUUUAAAUGCAGCUGAACUAGGGAUGUCUAUGCCCCUUCAGGAAGGAAACUGUAUCAGUGAUUGACGACGUAGAGCCAAACAGUUGACAAGGACUUUCUGCCACCUCCAACUUUCUCUAUUUUUGUAACGUUGCAGUGUCGCGGAAUUCACUCACAGCUGUUGCGGUAAAUUUGUGUGUUUAUCAAGUUGCAGUUACAUCAAAUCUGUGUUUUUGUUGCAGAGCAGCAGCUUCCAAAUAGCUAUGCAGUGACUGCUGGUUAACAUGUAGUGUUAAUGAGCUACAUUCAGUCACUGUUUCAUGCUUGUUUCAUUAUCUGACAACAGAAAUAUAUGUAAAGGAGAACAAAUUUAUUGUAUAUUCAAGUGUAUUGAAAUUCAGUUUAUAUGAGCACAGAGAGCAAGAGAGAAGUAAACAGAGUUUAGAUGGCACUGAAGCACAACAAAACAAACAGGAACCCACACAGACGGUUAUCGGUUUGAACGGUUUCCGCAGAGCUCUGACUUGUGGGCAUACGAUCAAAGCUAAUGGUAACGCUAGCCACAUUAGCUUCGCAGUGUGCUAACAAUAAGGGUUUGACUAUUGCUGUGGUUAGGUUGCAAUAAAAAACACAAGCAAUCCACAGGAUCCUCAGUUCCUCGGAUGCUGGGAGAGCCUGAGGACUGUUGUGUUCACUCUUGCAACCAACGGCAGAACAUAUGGUGAGCUUGUGACAUUUUGGAGGUGGCAAAUAAACAAGCCUGGUUGGCUGAACGACAGCUGUUCAUUCUGAAUGGCUCACGUGGAAGCAGUGAGGGGGGGAGGAUUAUGCAAAUUUUGAGCUCAAACUGUAGAGUGUAGAGGCUAAAUAAUGUUGUUACUGGCUUGAACAGCAGGAAGGUUAUCUAGUUGUGGGGAGACUGUAGGAAUUGCACAAGUAAACACCUUCAUAUCUUAACAUCUCCAAGUUUAUUGCAAUCACAAACUCUAAAAAUAGAUUUUCGCCAUAUGGGACCUUUGAGGAGUUUGAAAAUUUCAAUAAGAGCACAUUUUUGGGUUCAACAGAUGGCAAAAAGGUUGCUCAGAUUUGGUGUUGAACUGCAGUCGAGCUCCAUCUUGCUUCAUGAAAUGUACUCAUGGUGUUUGGCAGAAAGCAGGCGGGAAAGGAAAUGGCAUGAAUUAGAUUGUAGACCCAAAGCUGUAACUUGUACACAGUUUUGUUAUUUUGCUGGCAGUGAUGUUCAUGCUCACUGCAGCCAAACAGCAUUUACUUACCUGCUGCUCGUCUUGUCUGGUCGGUCCCACCCACUUUCUCAAGCCUGCUGUAAAUGGGAGAACCUUGAGAGUUGUACAUGUUGAAGCUCAAACAGAUACAGAUAAAUUUGCAACUGACACACAAAUCUAACUCGCUUCGGUCUCGGUGUUGCAUUUUUCUCAGCAUGAAGAUGGAAUUUCUGACUUCCCAGCAUGCUUUCAAAGGGUAGCAUAAGAUCAGCAGCCUCCUCCUUUUCUGUCAGGGCGACCUGUUAUAUUACAUAUCUCCGUUCACUGGGCUGCUUUCAUUCCCUCCCAUCAUCGCGCUCGCUGCUCUUCCUCCAUCAGUACUGCUCUCAGGCAAAACCGUUGCACCACAGAGGACUUGAGCUCAGGAGGGCAGGAGUCAGGACUGAUCCCAGCAUAGAAAAAGAGGACUGAAACCAUGUGUUCUCUCAUCAUCAGACGCAUCUGACUCACUGUGGUGCAGUGGAAAGGCUACCUACCGACAUGCUGCAUUUCUUUAUAGGACAUUAGGGGAACCUUCAUUCAUGCGAUGUAGCAUUACAUGCAUACUAAGCCCAGAUUGGGUUGCUUUGAUGUGUAAAUAUCUCCGGAACAAGGCGGUUAUUUGAGUCCACACAGAGGGACACUGUGUAGUUUGGGGUAAAGAAACUCACCCACUGAAACCUUCAGCUUGAAAACUUGCCUCCUGAGAAGCCUUUUUAAAAAAAACAGAAAACACAAAAAAAACCCUGAUUAUUUAUUUCUCCUUUUAUGAGUUUGACUGUAUCUUCUUUAUGUUGGGGUGAGGUUUUUAUCGAUUUCCUUCUCACCCACCAUUCAUUGAAAACCUGCUGCAGACCUGCGCCCUCACCUCUCUCUUUUCCGGUAAAGGAUAUCGGUAAAGGAUCCUGCUAAACAUGAAGGACGUGGAAGCCCAGCAAUCUGUUUUUGAAUUUUGCUUUUCUCCUCAUGUUUGUAUUUUUGGUUUCCUUUAAACUUGAUUUAGUUUAAAUGCCGAGUACCUGUUGAUAUGUCGUGUUCUUCUUCAGAGCUGUUGUGGAGCACUAGCACUGCAAAACAAAAGCUUGUAUUGUGACAGAUACUUGGUUGGACUUUUUUUUUUUUCCUUUUCCAUGAACGAAACAUGUUUGUUUUUUUUCCAGGUUACAAAGUCUGUGACAAUUUUUCAUAUAUGUUUUUUAUUUAUGUGUUCAAAGUCACCCUCCUUUUUUUUUUUUUUUUUUUUUUUUUUUUUUGUGAUUGAUGAAGUGUCAUGAAGUUAAAAUCCUUUGGACGAUUAUUUGAGGAUUUGUUUUCUACUUCAUUAGAAUUGGGAGAGUGCUAUAAGGUGUUCCCAUAACCAGUCCUCAUAAUAUAAGGAAGAUGUUGAGUUUGCCACCCCACGAACACAAUCAAUGUCUCAAAUUUCUCACUGAUUUCAAACGUGUUCUCUGCACAAUCCACAUGACUGCUCCCCCCUGACUGAAGUGGAUUUAACUGGUGAACAAGGUCAGGGAAUACACUUUCAGAGUUUUAUUUUAUCUAAAGAGCAGGUGUUCCUGUUAUUUUUCUACACCUGAUUGCAUUUAAUGGCCUAGAACUGCAGUGUAACAUUUCAGGAACAACGAUAGUGGAGUUGGAUGGAGAUCAUUGGUCAGGAUUUCUGACACCGGAUCAGUGCCAGCCUGAAAUCCAAACCUUUAAACUUGACAGUGGAAGUUGAAGCAGACCCCGGAUCAGAGGACCCCGGUUAACCUGGCUGAUUUUCCUGCUGGACUCGGAGGCAACAACCAAACCUGCCACAGGUUUGGACCUACAGUAGACGCUGUGGCUGGCUUUAAUGCCUAAUGUGAAUGUGCCUAUCUGUAUAUACUGAAAGUGAGUGAUUGUGAGUCUGAUGCUAUGUGUGUGGGCUGAUCUGCUGAUACGGUCAUGUUAAAUAAAUGAUUUCAUUUUCUAUCCAGA